Messenger RNA from Priceomyces carsonii, 1959 nucleotides. RefSeq lists its product as uncharacterized. The record is from RefSeq and is a predicted model, not a curated record. NCBI's taxonomy places the organism in Eukaryota, Fungi, Ascomycota, Pichiomycetes, Serinales, Debaryomycetaceae. Bases 1 to 1959 code for a protein of 652 amino acids. Gene Ontology annotation, cellular component: HDA1 complex. The transcript has a single exon.
AUGAACCUUAUGGAUAUUUUGAGUAAUGAUGCCCCAAGUUCAGUACUUAAGGGGCAGGAUCCCGACUUGGAAUCAAUUUUAAAUAAUGUUGCACCUACUAAGGAUGAUGAUUUUCAAGGUGAUGAUAUAACUGGACAUGAUCAAAGUGCAGUUUAUUACUUACCAACAUUGUUGACUAGAAUCCAAAAAGGCAUGAGCGAGAUAGCAUUACAGAUAUUCAUUCCCGAACUUUUGAAUGAUUUAGAUUUACAAAGCCAACGUACCAGAAUUGAUAAUCUACUAGAGUCCGCGGACCACGAGGUUCGCUCUAUCAGCUCAUAUGAACGAAUUUCUCUCCUAUUUGACCAAUUACUACUAAUAAAUAAACACCCUUCUCUUCUAGUGGAUCAUUUUAUACCAAAACGAUUAUUAUUACUGGAAAUCAAUGAACGGUUGAUAAAGUUAUCUGGAAAGUUUGAAUUAUUUAAUAGGUUGGUCAACUCAUUUAUCUCAAGAAAGACAGAACCAUAUCUGAUUUUAGUAGUUGCCGAAAGCGUAAAAGAACUAGAGCUUGUUGAAGGAUUGAUUAUCGGUAAGAGACUCAAUUAUACCAAUCUAAGCAGCGCUAAAUUGUAUGAUGACUCGAAAAAUAAAUCGAAUGCAAAGAAUAAUUCAAAUGAAGGGACAACACAGCUUUCAGUAUACUUAAUAACAUCAUCACAAUUGUACAAUAAUUACACUCAUUCCCUUGAUGACACCAAAGCUCAUUUUAACCUCAUUUUUUCUUUUCACAAUGACAUUGACGUUGAAAGUCCCAGUUUAGAAAUAUUAAGAUCAAGCCGGCCUAAGACCCCAAUUAUAAUUCCCGUCCCCCUAUAUUCCAUUGAACACAUAAUGCUAUAUUUGCCACAACCAUCAAAUAAUUUUACAUUAACUAAAGAUACCUCGAAUCCCCUCUACAAGUGGAAAUUACAACUUAUCAAAACUUUCGUUGUAAAUAGAUAUAAUCUAUUCGAGUCCUUCAAUGAUGAUCUUUUCACUGAAGUAUAUGGUAAUAACAUGAGUAAGUUGUACGAUUGGUUUUUGAACUGGAAAAAAAUAAGAUUCCCUAUAGAGAACUUGAAAACAGACGAUAAAUACCUUAUUACAAAGUUUUCUAAUGAAAAACUCUAUAAAAAAUUAGAAGUCAACUAUAUCGAUGGCCAGUUGGACUAUCUGCUUUCCAAUUAUGAUUAUAAGUCCUUCAGAGAAAAACUCGCCCAGUUAUUGAACCAAAGGGCCCUUGCUCUUGAGAACUCAGUAAGAACUAAAAGGCUGCAAAUCGUUCCACCUCUAAGACAAAAAGAAACAUCAAGACAAAUACUGUAUGAUGAAGAUGAGAAUGAAAUUGAAAUAAAUUAUAGGAAGCUACGGAAACUCAAUGAUGAGUUACCACAAUCGGAUAAGAGACUAGCAAGAAUGGAAUCAGAACUUUCUUUGCAUCAGCAACGUUUAAAGGCUGUGGAAGAUAAGCUCAGCUUCUUGCAUCAAACCCUUGAAGAUACCGCAUUGGGAGAAAAGAUACUUUCUCAGGAGCAGACAUGCACAACAUUACGUGAAGAGACUAUCAAGCUCGAGGCAGAAUAUGCCAAAUUGAAUGAUGAAAAUGAAUCAACGAGAUUAUCAUACCAAACAACUUCGGCGGAUGCUGUUCAAUGGACUGCGAAACUAAAUAGUUUCAAAGAGAAGGAUACGGAACUAGGAAAAAAGCUUAACUCAUUGGGUCUAGUAUCUCUCCCUUCUUUGGUCAAAAAAGAUGACUCAAUAAAUCAUGAGUCAAGCACUAACAGGUUAAGAGCUGAAAAUUCUUUUCUAUCUAAAUUUUUAAACGAAAAGAUUGACAAGUUGAUCAAAGAGAGGACUGCAAUUCUCGAUAGCACUGCGUCCGGAUCGAGCAGCCGACCAGUUAAUAGAGUAAGCAGGGCAUCUACUCCAUACUAG